AUUCUUUUAACCCAACUUUCUUGUGUCUCUACACCUAAGUACCUAACUCAAUCAUCGGUUCACUUAAUACUAUUGUUCCCUCUAGGCUCUAGUAGAACCUAAGGCAUUGUUGUUCUUUUGCCAAGGCUUGGAAGGGUUUCCAAAUUGUAAACCUAGUGUUUUUCUCAUUAGUCCACGUCACAGAUAUAAUGUAAAAAUAGAUUUACAUAAUGUAAUAGAAUGAUACGAAGAAGUUUUCUAACUGAUCAGAGAGUACGUCAUAUCAAUAUGAAUCCAUUACCUUUCAUGGUCUUUGAAGACUUCUUUUAUUGUAUCUUCUUUUUAAAAUAGGUUUGGCUAAACCACCUUUGUUCUUUCUUUUUUUUUUUUUUAAUUGAUUUAUAAGAAGUUAGUCAAGUGAACAUAGUCGCGCCCGUGAACGCAUUGAUAUAAUUUGCGUGUGGCACCGAGUUCAAACUAUUUGAGCCACCAAUUGGAAAAUUAAUGUUACAAAGACAUACCACCAAACUAUUGUGAUUCCUACAAUUUGGUUUUGACCCAAAAAGAUGCUCUCACUUCUUUAUUUAGAGUUUAGGCAUUAUUUUCGGUUUUCGUCUCUUUCUCUCUUUGCAUGUAUAAAUUAGUUUCAUUCAACUGAAGUUCCAAAAACUAAAGCAACCAUUUUCUCUUGAGUGAAUCCGAAGAAUGGACUGGUUUUCAUGGCUGUCCAAAACAGGCCUUGACCCUUCACUUUCAUAUGAAUAUGCACUUACAUUUGCUCACAACGAGCUCGAAGAAGACGACAUCAACUACUUCAACCAUGAAUUCCUUCAAAGCAUGGGAAUCUGUGUGGCCAAACACAGGCUUGAGAUUCUCAAACUCGCAAGAAAGGAGAAGCACAGAGGCCUAUUCCCAGUUUUCUGGCUUCAAAUUGCAAUCAAGCAAGCCAAAAACUAUGUGGCUAAGCAUAAUUGCGUCCACAUUGGCCGUGAUCAUCUGAAUAGAACAUCCGCAAUGAUGCCACGGCUGAAUUAUAGUACAAGAUGGAAGACAUCCAUGUUGAAGAGGAAUACUAAGAGAUUGAUCACAGCAACAAAGCAACAAAUUGUUGGGCAAAAACAGAGUAGUACUACUAAAGGGAACCUUGACAGUACUCCUGUUAUUGCAUCAAAGCAAGAAGUUUUGAUGCUUACAAACGGAAGCCCACUUGAUUCCAGUUCCAGCAGUGAUACUGAUUCAUCAAGCCCUGAUUCUCAUGAAGAAAUUCCCAAGAUUAGGAAGGUUAACUUGCCUAUUGAAGAGGAUCUGAGAUGGGAAAUGAUGUUUCAGCAAUUGAAGCCCACUUAGACUAAUCAGUGUUUAAUGUGUUUUUUGUGAUUCAAGUUGUCCUUAUGUAAGUAUAAUUUUCCUUUAAUAAUCUUUUUGGUUAGCUCCCUUGCUCUGCUGUAUAGCCUGUAAUUGAAUAUGUUCAGUUUGAUCUCUAAUUCUUCUCCUGGUGUUUCCAUCCAAUCUUUUGAUUAGUAAAAUUAUUAAGGUGAUAAUCGAGCGGAAUUUUGUGUUUGCUAGUCAGGAAGUGAUUAAUUUUAAAUUAUUUUAUUCACAUCCUUAUUACUGCAUUACUAUAAACCUG
Molecule: messenger RNA, 1609 nt
Organism: Oldenlandia corymbosa var. corymbosa
Lineage: Eukaryota; Viridiplantae; Streptophyta; Magnoliopsida; Gentianales; Rubiaceae
Source: the annotation of a GenBank genome assembly